AUGCGUCCAGUCCUCCCCCUCCUAUCCCUCCUCCUCCUCCCCCUCGCCCUCAGCGCAGAGGUCACAACCGAAUACACCGUCACCCACACAUGCACGCGCAAGACCCAGCGCGGCGACAGUAUCGCCGUCCACUACCGCGGUACGCUCGCCGCCGACGGCACCGAGUUCGACGCCAGCUACAACCGGGGCAAGCCGUUGGACUUUACCGUCGGCAAGGGGCAGGUCAUCAAGGGGUGGGAUGAGGGUUUGUUGGACAUGUGCAUUGGUGAUAAGAGGACGUUGACGAUCCCGCCGGAGUUUGGCUACGGGGAGAGGGCUAUGGGGCCUAUUCCUGCGGGGAGCACGCUCGUUUUUGAGACGGAAUUGGUGGGGAUUGAGGGGGUGACGAAGGAUGAGCUGUGA
Molecule: messenger RNA, 402 nt
Organism: Letharia columbiana
Lineage: Eukaryota; Fungi; Ascomycota; Lecanoromycetes; Lecanorales; Parmeliaceae
Exons: 2
Coding region: 1-402 (133 amino acids)
Biological process (GO): protein peptidyl-prolyl isomerization
Molecular function (GO): peptidyl-prolyl cis-trans isomerase activity
Source: RefSeq, a predicted model, not a curated record